AUGACGCUCUUCAAUCCAACCUCGAUUCUCGUGGGGUUCCUUCUCCUUUACCUCUCGUCCUUUUUCAUCUUCGCUAUUGUUCGGAUCGCGACGGGUAUCUCUAUCCAGCGGAUUGGAUACUUCUCCCUACGUCGAAUCGCAUACGCACCGAAGGAAGGUCUACACAUUGAAAUCCGUGGCCUCGGAUUAUCGCUACACCCCCCGUCAUUCGCCCAGCCAACAUGGAUCAGCAUCCGAUUGACGGAAUUGAAGGUCACGGUGGACUCUUCCACCCUGGGGAAAGGGAAAAGCGAGGCCUCACGAGGAAUUUUGGAGUCCCCCGGUCCUACCAGCCCGUCCGAAGACAAACCUACACCUGCACCGAGCGAGAGAAGCGGAAGGAGCAAAACAUGGAGGACCCUGACGCGCAUUAAAGAACGCCUGAAGCGGCUGCACCGUCAAAUCAAUUGGUUGGCCCUGGUGGACUUGACUGCCAUCAAUACAACUGUGCAUUUUGUCGAAGCUGGCAUGAUUCAGGUGGGAUCGCUUUCACUAUCGGUCGAUACUCGGAGUAAGAUGGUGGAACGGGGCAAGCUAUUUCGUCGCAAGAAGGAUAUGUCGCAAGAACAACGCCCGGCCGAAUGGAUAAUGAACGUGCAGAAUGUGUUGCUCAAUGUCGACGGCCGAGAGCCAAUUGAAGUGUUGGAUACUGUGGGCGUGAACCUCCAUGGUCUUCUACACAAGGACUUGGACGGACUCAGGGAUGCAUCGGUGGCCUUGAAGAUUGGAAGGAUGCAUGUGCCAUACGACGAUCUUCGCACCAUGUUGCAACGCAUCAAACCGACCCAGGCACCUGAGAAAGGACCUGCAAGCGUGGAAACCGAUGACGAGAUGUCAUUUGCCGACUUUGUGGAGGAGCUUGACAAGCCUGGAAGCCGGGAUGAUUCCAUUGUUCAGACCGUGGCAGAUUCCAAGGAAUUUGCAAGCUCUCUGCUUCGUGGUAUUCAGGAGAUCCAGAUCGCUCUGAGUUUCGUCCGUGUCUCACAAAGCAUCCAGUCUCUGUCUGCAGGUCAAACCCCGGUUUAUCUGAAUGUCGUGUCACAUGAGCUUGGAAUUGAUCUUCAUCGGAUGGAUCACAAGAGUCCAGAGCAUCGCAUGUAUUUCCAGCGAAACGAUGUUGCCCAUCAAGCUCUUCUUGCUGCAAUCUCCCUUUCAGUCAGUUUAGACAACGAGUCGGGCGAGACGGAUAAUAUUCUAUACAUUCCUAUGGCUACGACAACUAUCAAAACUACACUGCCAUCGAAGACCGUGAGCGCCCUCGAUGAUGAGAACGCCGAAGAGCGGAACACGAAUGUUCUUUUCGCCAAUUUGGUCGUCACGUCACCCUCCGUCGACCUCCAGCCAAAGCACGUUUCCAGACUUCUUAAGAUGGCACAGGGCCGAGCCUCCUCUCCCCGAGGGAAGAAGCGAGAUAAUCAUCGUUUGAUUUCUCGGCUGCUCCCCAAGGCAAGCAUCAAACUUUCCGUUCACGAACCCGUGAUUCGUUUCGUUCUGCCGAUUGAAAAAGAGUCCGGCAUUCCCGAUGACUACAAUCUCCUCAUUUCCUCCAUCUCCUCCAUCUCACUCGAUAUCGAGUCCUCUCAUUCCUCCGAAGGUGGUGCCCACUACUCCCUUUCUUCCGUUUACCGAGUUGCCUCCCAUAAGUUUUAUUACCAAACUCCGACGGGCAACAAACACAACUUGCUCACAAACGAGAACAUGGAGCUCAAGGCACACUUGAACGCUACCCCCGAGGUCUGUGUCAUUGCUUCAGGAAGUUUGAACGAAUGCUCAGUACACAUGAUCGACGCAGAAGUGAAUCGUGGCAUUCGUGAAGUUUUGCAGCAGUUUAUCACCCAGAUGCAAUCUUCCAAGAGAGUCCCAAUGCCUGCAAACGAACGAAAAGUUAGUCCAUUGAGACGUGUGCCUCCUUGGCUGCUCCAAUUUCAAUUUGAAGCCACAGGGUUUAGUGUGGAGAUCGCUGGUGUGGACAGCACCGUUUCUGAUAUAUCUCGCGGUGUGUCUUUGCAAUUGCAAACAUGGACAGCCGACUACAAGGCUCAGAAAAUCGAGUCAAACAUCGGAAGCAUCUCCAGACGACGUACGCCAAGUCAUUCCACCAUCGGUGAUGAGUCGCCCUUUCGUUUCCCGCCUACCUCGCCCCCGAAGAGCACUCAACGCGGUGCUACGGAUGGUCGACGAUUGGCUAUCCACGCUCGCGGGUUUGACGGAUUUGUCAUUGAAUCAGAAGAUUAUUUAGAACCUGAGCCGUUCUUCUCCUUGCCACGAUUUGAGAUUGCCAUGAGCACCCACAGUGACCGCCUCGGACCGGUCCUGCACCUCACAUCAGUCUUUAAGGGCAUAUACCUGCAAUACUCAUUGUACCGGUUCUACUGCCUUGGUGUUGCAGUUUCGGUCAUCCAAAACGUGCUCACGCCUCUGCCAGACAAACAUACAGACUCAACCCAAGGCAAAUCCAAGGAAUAUGCCAGCAUAUCUAUGCCACCUCCUCCAGUUCACAAAUGGUCUCCAAGAAAAGAGCUUGUCACCUAUGAUGUCAAGGCUACGGUUGUUCAGCUCAAGGCAAACCUACCAAAUGACCCGCAGAUGAUGAUCCAGAUCUAUGGGCUUGCGGGUGCUUCUCAACGUCUUUCAACUCCUUAUAUCAAGGCCAAUCUUGUUCGCUUGCAUGCAGAGGCCCCUAAGCUCAAGGGCAUCUGGACACGAAUUGGCAUUAUGAAUAACGUCAGAUUAGACUUCCGCACGAAGAAAAUGAAGCAUGGCAAUACCCUGAUUGAAGAAAAGUCUAUCGAUCUAUGGACGGACUUCAUCCGAGUGGGCGUGCCUCAUCACAUGGUCAUGCAUCGCAUAUUUGAUAACUUGAUCAACACCUCUAAGGCUUUCAAACAAUUGCAUCAUCGCUUCAAGAACCGCUGCAAAGACUUUGUCUCUGUGAGAGAACCAGAAGAACCGAAAAAAGUUCCAAGAAUCUCCGUACGAAGCAAAGCACUGUUGUUUGAGCUGGAAGAUGACGGGUUUGAAUGGAAACUAGGCUGCAUCUAUCGAGUCGGUCUAAUUGAACAGGCUCAACGGGUAGCCCGGGAGGAUGCAUUCAACUUGAAAGCCCAGAAGGUCAGGGAAACUGAUCAGCGGCGCAACACAUCCCGGUUGCGAGCCAAAUCGAGCAGUCGGACGCUUCGCAGCGAGCGAACUAGCCAAGACACCAGGAGAAGCAGAAGCGCCGAGCCCCGACCCAGAUCCAGCGCACAGGAGCGUGGAAGGGGUCGGAAAUAUCGCUAUGACACUGAGGGUGCAACUUGUCUUUCAUCAGAACAAAAAGUUUCCACGGAUGCUGCCUGGGGCCGACUGCAGCAAUAUAAUGCUCAGGUCUGGAAAGAAAAGAUUGACGCAGCGCUCAAGUUCCAGGGGACUUCCAUCAAAGAAGUCAGGAAUCUUUUCUGUGGUGCAGAUGAGCCUCCUGCCGAUAUUAAAGAGACUGAGACUAUUCUCGCACUUCCCAACAGACCUGGGUUGAUGUCAGCUCUAAUUAGUGAUAUCAAUCUUGUCAUUGACAAGCCUUCCUUCGCUAUUGAUGAAUUCCCGGCAUUUAUCAACCGAAUCGGAAAGGGGAUGCCUAUGUCCAUGCAAUACGGCCUGCUCAUCCCGAUGAGCUUUAACCUUGAGAUGGGUGAGGCUCGUGUCAAUUUACGAGACUAUCCCCUGGACCUAUUGCACGUUCCAGCUUUACGCCCUGGACAGUCGCCGCGACUCCCCAGUUGGUCUCUGCGGACCAACUUUGUCAUUGCCGAAGAAUGGCGUGACCAUGAAUCCGCCAGACAGGUUGAGGUUGAACUUGUGCCUGCAUCCGAAGGAGCGGAUGGAGUUCUCCGGGAUUCGUACAAUAUCCCUGUCUGGCGUUCCGUCACCCCGGUCAAGACUUACUCUGAUCCUGUCAUUGAGAUCAACACAAGCUUGCCGACAAGCAUUUCAUGGGGUGUUUCAUACCAGCCUGUCAUUCAAGACAUGAUGAAGAUUAUCGAGGGCUUCACCAAGCCUGAAAUUGAUCCUUCUGAACGUGUUGGCUUCUGGGAUAAGAUCCGACUUAGCUUCCACUCUCGGAUCAGGGUUGUCUGGAAGGAAGACGGCGAUGUUCACCUACGCCUCAAGGGUUCCCGUGAUCCGUAUGUCGUGACAGGCUUUGGCAGCGGUUUCGUCAUGUGCUGGCGAAGGGAUGUCCAAUUGGAGAUCAAUGCCAGCGACAAUCCCAUGGAGUUCAUGAGCGUCACCAGUGGAGAAUAUGUGCUCGCUAUCCCCGACUACAGCACUGAAGCACGUUGGGCACAAGAAGCGACCACGGAAGAAUUACUGGAAAAUAGUUCUGCUUCCAGUGAGCAGAAGAACGCCGCUCACUUCAAGAAGGUUGUCAUGAAGUUAUCUGGCGACGUCAAAUGGGCAACUGGCUUGGUCUUCGAACGGGAUGUUGAGAACGAUUCACGGUCCUUCUCCUUCAAGCCACAUUACGAGGUCGUUCUCAAGAAUCCUAAAUACGUCGAUCCCGAACGUCGUGCAAAUUAUGAUGCCUACCGUGGCUUCCGCAGUGACCAUAUUCAUUUGUCUGUCUCGGUCAUUGCGCCACAUGGCAGAAACUGGUCUGUCGAUACUGUCCAGCCUUCUUCGAGCUAUAAUACCGUCCAUCUUACCCCAAGGUUCUUUACACACUUCUUCAAUUGGUGGUCUCUGUUCUCAGGUGUGAUGUCGCUUCCUGUUCGCCAGGGACCGCUUUGGCCAGGUAUCACAAAGACAAGCAAGAAGUUCAACCGUCACUUGGCAACUGUCAAAUAUAAACUUCUCCUUGCGCCCCUGUUUGUGGCUCACAUCUACAAGCACAAGGACCGCGAAGACUAUGCAGAGGAUGCUGUAAAGGCCACAGGUCUCAAGGUUCGCCUUGAUUGUCUGAAGCUCGAUAUUCACCAGCGCCGCGAACAAAUCAAGACUCAAGCCCGGGGUCGCUCAAAGCAGACUCGCACAAGUGCGAUGCGCAUCAAUCAAGCUCAAAUUGAUCUCCAGUCUGCGGACUUCCGCGCUGUUUCUGCCACUAUCGAAGGAACAUCAGCGGAAGACAUUGAGCGCAGCAAGAAUGAUAUCAUAUCUUCCUUCCAACGGCCUGUCCCAUCUGUUGACCUGUCUCGAUUUACUAUACCCGACCACAACCUCGACUGGGUUGACAUGGACGACUUCGUGGAACCAGACUGGAUUCUCCCACAAGAGUCAAACCCUCGUACCCACAUCUUGCCUCUCGCAUUUACCCCACGCUUCACCUACUUCCGUAACACAGACCACGGUGAUGUAGGACCCGAAGAAACGGGCUACAGUACCUUUGGAGAUGAACCAACCCACGAAUGUGUCAUGUCCGAAACCAACGAUCCUCGCCGCGUCCAGAUUGAGUUGGUCAAAGAUCGUCUCGCCACAGUCGAGGCACAAAUCCGCAACUUUGAACGUACCAUCGGAGAGCUAGAACUUAAGCUCAUGAAGGAUGUCGAUCAUGAUUCCAGUCUCAGGGAGGAGCAUGAAAUGUUCCUUCGCCAAGCCCAAUCUCUGGCCAGACGGCGCAAGUUCUUGACUUCAACUCUUAAUCGUCUCGAGAGACACAUUACACGAGAUGAGCGGUCAGCUAACAGCAAUGGCAAUAUGCUUGGCAGCAACGUGGCGCCGAGCAGCGCGUCUUUCCAGACUGGGCGCACAGGACAUGAUGCCGAUUCCACUACUGGUGGCCGUUCUUCAGGCUUAGACGGACUCUAUUCCUCCGGCAACGAUGAGUUUUCCAGUGAUUUCAACAAUCGUUUCAUGAUUCACAAUGUUCAGCUCAAGUGGAACAACUCGCUGCGGAAUAUCAUUUUGCGGUAUAGCCAUCAAGUGAGCCAGCGACGUGGAUUCGUGUACUACAUGUCUCGACGUGCUGUCAAGUUUAUUCUUGAUAUUGUGGAAGAACAGAACAAAAAUAAGCGCAAACAGCCAAAGAUGUCUAAGACGCAAACCCGGAGCGAGUGCGAUGACGACGAAGAGGAAGAUGUAGAUGAUCGCAUCGAACAGUUGCUGAAUGACGCCAAGCGCUAUGUCAAUGUCGAAGAGACUGAACCACCUGACUCGAACGCUCCAUCGCCUGCCAACUCGGACAAUUCAAGUGAGAAUAUUGCGGCCGAAUUUACUCCCCAGAAUAGUUAUCACUUGCGUCUCAUUGCGCCUCAAAUUCAGCUUCUCAGUGAAAAGAACAAGAAGUCAGUGUUGCUCGUGGCUGCCAAAGGAAUGGAACUCAAAGUCGUGUCUAUCAUGGACAAAGAACGUGUUUCAGAUGAUGUGAGUGGCUUGGUGCAGCGCCGUUUCUCUUUGGAAAUGGAUGGCGCCCAGUUCUUCGUUGCCACACAGAAAAACUUGAUGACCAACUUGCAAUUCUACGCUGGCAACAAGUAUGGCAACGCACCAGGUUCAGCGUGGCCCCCGUGGUUGACGCUGGAGGCCAUGUUCGAUUUCGAGCUGAAUCCAUUCGGGUUCUCUCGCAUCGUGCAGAAGACUUCUGCUACUCUGCGCUACGACAAGUACAACAAUCUGCGUCUGAAGUAUAACGAAGAGGUUGCCAAGGGCCAAGGGCCCCACACCGAUGAUCAAGAAGAUCGGAUCGACACGAUCAGCGUGGACUUCCCUCACUUCCGUGCGAUUUGCGAUUCUGCAGAGUAUUAUUCUAUGUACAUCAUUGUGCUGGAUCUCAUGCUCUACAGCGAACCGCUUGAGAAGGUCCGAAACGAGCGCCUCGAGAGGAUCAUGCUCACUUCCGACUUCAGUGAUCUUCGUGGUGCCCCCGAGAUGGUCUUCAAGCUUCAAGCACGCAUUCGCCAGUUGGAGGAGAUCAAGGAAUACUUCCAGAUCAAUGCUAAGUUCCUGGACAGACAGGGCUGGGAAGAUCGGUUGACCCUCGAACGUGACCUAUCUGAAUGCGAGGACGAGCUGUUCUUCAUGAUGAAGGCAAUUACCACUUCUCAACGGCGGAUGGAACCGAACAACUCCAGGAAUGGCGUUAAUGGCGUCCUGCGUUGGAGCAUCUCUGCCAGUGAAGUCGUGUGGCACUUGAUGAAGGAGGCGGCCGAGCCCUUGAUUGAGUUCCAGCUCAGAAAUGCUACAUAUGAACGAACCGACAACACCGACGGCUCGAACCACAAUUUGGUUGCUAUUGAGCGCCUGUUCGGAUUAAAUCUGCUUCCCGAUGCUAUCUAUCCUCAGAUUAUUGCACCUUACCUCGACGGGGCUCGCACGUUAGAUGACUUCAUGCUGCGCAUCAAAUGGCACAUGCUUGAGGCCGUGGCUGGUAUUCCAGUGGUUGACAAUUUCGAAGUUGCAUUGUUCCCGCUUAAGAUCCAGCUUGAACGUGAGCUUGGUCAGAAGGUUUUUGAAUACAUCUUCCCCAAUGUUGGCUCCACUGCCUUCGAGAAUGGUGGCUUCUCGCCUUUCAUGAUCAAGAAUAUGAAGCCAGUUGAUGGGUCUGAUGAGGAAGAUGACGACGAGAUUUCCAGUGGAACGCCUCUGACUCGCUCAACCAGUAUUGAUGGAGCAGAUACCUCCUCAAUGGACAGCCUUGCUAUUUCUAAGGGGCCUGGCGCCAUUGAGCUGAGACUCCAGCCUACGCUCUCGCUUUCGGAUGAAACCAAGUCGCGCAGUACUCGGUCGGGUCAUCUGAAGGGUCUUGCGAUGACACCGAUUGACAAGGACAAAGACAACAACCGACUUGGUGUAUCUGAAACCGCGCGCCAAAAUGGUCGCCCUUCGACUACUGGUGGUCUGAGCAAGAAGAAAUCUACCGAUAGUCUUGGAAUGUUGACCAAGCGAGCUACCGAAAGAUCUCUGUCUACUCACAGUGGCGGCGAAGAAAAUCGCAAGAAAUUCGGCAUAGGCAAGGGAUACAAUAAGGGUAACAAGUCCAAGGAACCUACCGAUGACCUGUCCCAGAUGAUAUCUCGCGCCUCGAACUACAUGACUCUCGCCCACGUCAAGGUCAACGACGUGGUUCUCUGCAUGAGCUACAAGGGCAAAGGCGAGCACAACCUCGAGGAUCUGCACGAUUUCGUCUUCCGCCUUCCAGUACUCGAGUACGGCAACAAAACAUGGUCGAACCUGGACCUCGCCCUGCGCCUAAAGAAGGAUGUCAUCAAGGCUCUCAUUUCGCAUGCCCCUGCUAUUCUUGGAAACAAAUUCUCUCACCACCGUCCCUCCAAACAGCAACAAAAGCGUUUCCGAGAACAAGCGUCCUCUUCUCAGCUCUUGCCGUAUGCGUCUAGCGGCAUGAAUCCGUCCAGUAGCAAAGCCCAAAGCUUGGCUAGCUAUGAUUCUACCAGUGAUUAUUCUGAAUCACGGUCGCGGAAGUCUAUGCAAUCCAAUACUUCGCCAUUGGCUAGAUCUACAUCUUUGAGCUCAGACGCUCGUGAUACGCAAGAUACGGAAUCAACUAUUCAUGAUUCGCAUUCGGCCAAUGAAGUGGAUGUGGAUUCUCGCUGGGAGGCAUCGCGUCGCUUUGUCAAUCCUCCCCCUCCAGAAAGGCCAAUGACUUCUGGCCACUUAUCUGUCGCUGGGUCGAGCAAGCAUGAUCAGGAUGAUAGCAAUAUCAAAACACUCCGCAGCAUCGGCCGAAAACUGACAUUCCGGAAGUGA
Messenger RNA from Penicillium nucicola, 8712 nucleotides. Its product is annotated as FMP27 family protein. The coding region runs from base 1 to 8712 and encodes 2903 amino acids. The transcript is spliced from 3 exons. The record is from RefSeq and is a predicted model, not a curated record. NCBI's taxonomy places the organism in Eukaryota, Fungi, Ascomycota, Eurotiomycetes, Eurotiales, Aspergillaceae.